Messenger RNA from Temnothorax curvispinosus, 3192 nucleotides. RefSeq names its product protein O-mannosyltransferase 1 (gene rt). NCBI's taxonomy places the organism in Eukaryota, Metazoa, Arthropoda, Insecta, Hymenoptera, Formicidae. Bases 8 to 2377 code for a protein of 789 amino acids. Gene Ontology annotation, cellular component: membrane; endoplasmic reticulum. The transcript has 7 exons. The record is from RefSeq and is a predicted model, not a curated record. Gene Ontology annotation, biological process: protein O-linked glycosylation via mannose. Gene Ontology annotation, molecular function: dolichyl-phosphate-mannose-protein mannosyltransferase activity.
GGGUACGAUGGCGAUGGAGGUCCGGCGCAGGCGAGGAAAACCGCAGGACGGCAAGCACGACGCCGACGCGACGGCGGAUCAGCCGAGGACGGUUCGGAGGGACGAGCCGAACAAAGAGACAGAUCCGAAUACUUCGAUAGAAAGUAAUAAAGCAAAUAUAUCGUAUUCUGCCGAGCUGAAGCAACUUUUAUCGAAUAAUGCGGUUCGCGCUCGAAUUAGGAUCAGUUUGGAAAUUGAUCUGAUAGCGGUGAUUCUAUUAAUUACGGGCAUUUGCACUCGCCUUUAUCGCCUCGAGGAACCGCGCAGCAUAGUCUUCGAUGAACUGCAUUAUGGCAAGUACGUCGGAUUAUACAUGAAGAGAACGUUCUUCUUCGACUCCCACCCGCCUUUAGGGAAGCAAUUGGUCUCCGCAGCGGCGUACUUGGCUGGGUUCGACGGACAAUUUAAGUUCGACAGGAUCGGAAGUCCUUACAGCGAUGCGGUUCCUUUAUAUGCAUUGCGUCUGGUACCGGCAAUAUGCGGCAGUCUACUGAUCCCCACGGGAUAUUAUCUCGUCCUGGAGUUGGGUCUGAGACAAUGGGCCGCAGCAAUUGGCGGAAUUUUACUCUUACUCGAUAAUGCACUGUUGACACAGUCGAGAUUUAUCCUGAUGGAAAGUAUCUUGAUGCAUUUUUCAUUGCUCGGCUUGUUGUGCAUCGUAAAAUUUCGGAAAAUUAUGGAUCGACCGAUAUCCGCAUCCUGGUGGAUAUGGCUGAUAUUAGGCAUCGUGAAUUUAACAUGUGCACUAUGCGUGAAGUACGUUGGAUUUUAUUCUAUGGCUCUCGCGCUCUUCUUGAUUACUCACGAUUAUUGGUCCCUGCUCUCAAGAAAGGCCCUGUCGAACACGAUCUUGUGGAUUCAUCUUUUGCUAAGAUUCAUCGUGCUGAUCGCUGUUUUUGCCGCCGUAUAUUUGAGUAUAUUCUACGUACAUUUGGCAGUACUCUCGAAGGCGGGACCACACGAUUCGGUGAUGACGAGCGCAUUCCAAGCGAGUCUGGAAGGAGGACUCGCUAGCAUCACGAAAGGGCAACCUCUGGAAGUGACGCACGGUUCGCAGAUAACUCUCAGACACACGUAUGGCAGAGCCUGUUGGCUGCACAGUCAUAAUCAAGUGUAUCCGUUACGGUAUCCCGAUGGUCGUGGCAGCUCUCAUCAGCAGCAGGUCACUUGUUACUCGUUUAAGGACGUUAACAACUGGUGGAUCGUCAAGAAACCGGACAAGAACGAUCUAGUGGUGACGAAACCCAGUGAGCCUAUUCGGCACGGUGAUGUGAUACAACUGGUGCACGGGAUUACGAGCAGAGCGUUGAACUCGCACGACGUUGCGGCGCCGAUGACGCCGCAGAGUCAAGAAGUGUCGUGUUACAUCGACUACAACGUGUCUAUGCCGGCGCAGAACCUGUGGCGAGUGGAGAUCACGAACAGGGAUCAUUCCGGCGACGCGUGGCACGCGAUUCAGAGCCAGGUGCGGCUGAUACACGUGCACGCAAAUGGAGCCGAGUUCGCGUUGAAGUUCAGCGGCAGACAAUUGCCUGACUGGGGCUACAAUCAGCACGAGGUCGUGGCGGACCGGCUGGUGGACCAGACCAAUUCCAUCUGGAAUGUCGAGGAGCAUCGGUAUACCAAAAGCGAGGACCAGAAGCAACGGGAACGGGAGCUGAUCAGCGCAGAAAUGAUACCGUUACAGGCGACCGCGUUGAGCUUCUGGGAAAAAUUCGCAGAGCUGCAGGUGAAGAUGUUGUUUGGCGGCCAAGAGGGUCAAAACAGCCACAUGUAUUCCAGCGGACCUCUCGAGUGGCCGUUGAUGUCCCGCGGGAUCGCGUAUUGGGUGUCUAACGACAGCAAUGCACAAGUGCACCUUUUAGGAAACAUCAUAAUUUGGUACUCCGGUACAAUCUCAGUAAUUGUAUACGUAACGCUACUGAUAUUUUAUUUAAUGAGGAGGAGAAGACAAUGUUUCGACAUUCCAGAGGAAGAGUGGGAAAAGUUCGUUAACAACGCUUAUGUACUGUUAGCUGGAUACUUUCUUCAUUUCUUACCUUACUUAUUCGUUGAACGAACUUUAUUCUUGCAUCACUAUUUACCAGCUUUCAUUUUCAAAGUCUUAUUAACGGCAGCCACAAUUGAUCAUCUGUAUUAUUUAAUUGGCACUCAUUGUUCAGCGUGGAGCAUUUCGUUGUACAUCGUAGCAUGCGGUAUCUUUGCUUGGGUAUUUAUUAUUAUCUACGUGUUCAAGAAAUUCAUUGUAUUCAGUUAUGGAACAUCAGCUCUCACUGCCAAGGACGUGAUAAAAUUAAGGUGGAAAGAUACCUGGGACUUCAUUGUACAUAAAACGUAAGAAUUCGCCAAGUUUAAGCAUUACGAAGCCUGUUAUACAAGACGUAAUAUUUUUAACUUUAAGACCAUUAUGUAUUGAAACACAUGACAUUUACAUAACAGACGUUAUUAGCGUAUUUUUAUGAAAGGAUUUAGAAAAUGUUAUAUUCGCAUGUACUUGGCCGGAAAAUUUUUUUUUUAAGAACUAUGAAAUCGUUUGUAUUUCGUAUGAAGACUUUUACAGUGCAAUUGAAAAGGUUUGUGAGUUAUCCAGAUAAUUUUAAUUAAAUAUUUAUAAACGCACAACGUAACAUAUCUGAGAGAUGCUUUUUCACAGUAAUCAAAUCUAGUUUCAAUAGUAAUGCCAAUACACUUUGUGUGUGUGUGUGUGUGUGUGUGCGCGCGCGCGCGUGCGUUCGCGCGUGUGUGUGUGUGUGUGUGUAAUACUAUGUCGUGAGCUCACUGCUUUUCGUCAACAUUAUUGCUUAUGUGACCAGACAGCGCAUCGUGUAAACAUUGUAUGAAAUAAUUUCUAUAGUCAUUUGAUACAAAGACCGCCUACAAUAAUAACACUUAUAAUAAUAAAUUCUAUUUUGUCGACGUUAUGACCCAAACUGUUUUAACUUGUAGAAGUUCUUUAACAGAUUUCAUAUAGAAGUUAUUAAAAAAAAAAAGUUUAUUUCUGGCCAAGUACAUGCGAAUAAAUGUUAUUGCUUAUAAUGCGCACAUAUGUAUGUGACGAAAUAUCUUGUUAUAAUGAGGUAACAAGUGCCACAAAUAUAUGAAUAAUGUUAUAAUGGCGAGUCCUUUAAUAAUAUUGUAAAAGUUAAACACGAA